Xyrauchen texanus (razorback sucker) is the source of this 4952-nucleotide messenger RNA. Its product is annotated as N-acetyltransferase ESCO1-like. The coding region runs from base 64 to 2811 and encodes 915 amino acids. Gene Ontology annotation, biological process: mitotic sister chromatid cohesion. Gene Ontology annotation, cellular component: nucleus; chromatin. The record is from RefSeq and is a predicted model, not a curated record. The transcript is spliced from 10 exons. Gene Ontology annotation, molecular function: protein-lysine-acetyltransferase activity. Lineage: Eukaryota; Metazoa; Chordata; Actinopteri; Cypriniformes; Catostomidae.
GCACCGGAAGUGAGGUUAAACUUUGCUGCACACAGCGGAAAACAGCUGUUGUUUAGAAACAGGAUGCCAGGUCAGAAAAGGAGGAUGUCAUCUUCUGAACCUGAAAUUAAGAAGACAAGGAUGGAUGAAAACAUUGUGGCAUCAGAUAAACCUGGUCAGAUACCUCAGAAGAAGAGGGGAAGACCUCCUAAGAGCAAAGGUUUGGAAACGUUGCAAUCGAGGGAAGAGAACAGUAAGUGUGUUCGCCGGUCCUCUCGACUGAAAAUGACACAAAAGAAAGGUGCCAGAGGAAGACGGAGGAAAGCACUGGGCGCAUCAGAUGCGGGACAGCCAAAUGAUCGAUGUUCCAAUGUCUUCAAGAAACUUGGAGAUAAACCAUGUCAGAAUUUGGCUGUCUUGAAAAAAGGAACCAAGAAAUAUGCCCCGAGAGUGAAGAAAGACAAGCCUUCUGUCUCCGAAACAAUCAAAACUGUGACCGCAGCAUUUUUUCCUGUGCAAAUCGAGCACAACUAUGGGCGUUUUCUUGACUCGCAAAGUAAGGAGAUCACGUUACCCCAACCUGAGAAAAACCAUGUGGCCAACAUAGUUGAUUUGCAAACGGAACUUCCUAACAGUUGCCCACGAGCGAGCAAAGGAUCAGUUGAAGAGCACAAGGAGCUGCCAACAGACCCUAUUGAGAAAAUUACUGUGAGUUUGGAUGCAAAAGUAGAUGUGAUGGCAAAGUCGCCUCCACCUCUAGAAGCACUUUUCAAAGUCAUCCAAGAGACCAGCAUUACGAAGCACGCGUUCACUAGUAAAGACAUCUCCGAUUUGGAUGAGCUAGAGGUGGUAAAUACAUGUUCCCUACAAGAAAAUGUACAAAGCACCGAAAUAUCAGAUGUGGCGAAAGUGUUUCUCCUAGACUCUGAAAUAUUUCUUGAUGAUGAUAAUGAGAUUGAACAUUGUGUCGUUGAGAUUGAAACCAAUGAGGAUUUGGAAAGCGACUCCAUCAAGGACCAGCUCUCUGCUACAAACGUUAAGGAUGAAACGCUAAAUAAAGAAACAACCGAAACUGUGAUAGGUAAGGAGAUUACCUCUUCGCCCCAGAAAAAUGUGACAGACUCCUCAGAAGGGCUUCCGAAAAAGCAAGCAAUGAACCCACAGGCUCGGACGAAGGCGCGUAUUGCCGCCCUGGCUGAGGAGAGGGCGGCUGCUGCCAAGAGACCCCCACCACGACAGCUCAACCUCUUAGCGCUCUGCGAAGAAAUCGCUGACGAUAUCGCCUCUGAUGCCCCAGCAGGUUCGGAUGAGAAAGAAGGUGAGCAAGAAAAGGAGGUGAGUGAGCCUAUGGAGGGAAGUGAAACAGAAAGCGAAACAAAAGAAGUGAUGUCGCCAACUGUCUCCGAAAAAACAGAGACCCCUGAGCCCCAACCCAAUGAUGGCACGCCCAAAAAGCGCUUUUUCCUCAGCCAAGUGUCGCUGCCUAUCAAAUCCCAGGAGAAGAAAUUGACCCGAUAUCAGAGGCUGAGGCAGGUGGAAAUUCAGAGAGAUAAACUAACCUGGACCUGUGUUAAGAAGCUGAAGUCCGAUCAGGUGAGCCAGGCUUCCUCCCUCAAGGAGCCCGAAACUGUCUCGCAUUCACCGAGCCAGGCCGCCACCCCUGCUCAGCCUCCUGUCCCAGAGAGUGUGCCCAAAGUGGGCUCAAAUGAACCCAGGCGUGCACUGCCUGCACAGGCACCCCCCAUGCCUAAUGGACUCACCAGCCCUAAACCCAGACCUGUGGUGGAGUAUAAAACCUACACGCCCAGACGCAAGUAUUCACCAGACGAUUUUGAGCUAGACGGUCUUGAGGAAGAGAAGACCAAACCAGCAGUACCCAAAAAUGAGGUCAAACCAGAACAGUCCUCUUCAUCAGCUAAAGUACAGCUUAAACCAUCAGUGCAGAAGAAACCAUGUGCUCCCACUACUGCAGAUACUAAACCGAAACCCUCUCCCCAACAAGAACUUGCCCAGAAGACACAAACAGAAAACAACAACAGCAGUGAAAAUUCUGGUGUUGAAUAUGUAGCAGAACAGCAGAAAGAGGUCAAAAACGGUUCAAAACCUGAAAUUGCAGCAGCACAAACCAGCAAUGAUGCUGGUCAGAAGGCGUUUGGUGCGGUGAUGUGUAACGUGUGUGGGAUGCUGUACUCUCCUACCAGCCCAGAGGAUGAAUCUCAACACCUCCUCUUCCACAAUCAGUUCAUCAGUGCUGUCAAAUAUGUGGGCUGGAAGAAAGAGAGAAUUCUAGGAGAGUAUCCAGAUGGCAAGAUCAUUCUUGUACUCCCUGACGACCCAAAGUACGCACUAAAAAAGGUUGAGGAGAUCAGGGAAAUGGUGGACAAUGACUUGGGCUUCCAACAAGUGGAGACCAAGGUCCCUUCACAGAGCAAAACCUUCCUUUUCAUUUCAAACGAUAAGAAAGUAGCAGGCUGCCUUAUCGCCGAGCACAUCCAAGAGGGCUACAGGGUUAUAGAGGAGUCUGUGUCGGAGGGAUCGGAAGGAGAGAAGGUGAUGUUUGAGCGUCAGAGGGCCUGGUGCUGCUCUACGGUUUCUGAACCGGCACUCUGCGGCAUCAGCCGCAUCUGGGUGUUCAGUAUGAUGAGACGGAGAGGCAUCGCGUCACGCAUGAUUGAGUGCCUCAGGAAUAAUUUUAUCUAUGGGUCUCAUCUAAGUAAAGAUGAAAUCGCUUUCUCAGAUCCCACGCCUGACGGAAAACUUUUCGCCACACAUUACUGUGGAACCUCUAAGUUUCUGGUCUACAACUUUGUCAGUGGCAAUCGCUCAACCUGACAUGACAUGACAACAGUGUUUAGUUUGCAAAUAUUUUCUUUUGAGAAAAGGACUGGACUAAGAAAACCUUUAUUUCACUAUUCCAAACUGAAGUGAGAGAACACAAGAAAGAAACAGAAACAUCAUAGGAUGUUUUUAAAGGCUCUUUCUGCUAAGACUGGCGAUCCUCACCAGAGAUGUAGAGUGCAACAUUAGACGUUAAUCUAUCCCCUCACGUUGGCCAGUUGACACAUUUUAAAUAAGACUACACAGUAGCUUACACCCGUUGCAUUGUCUGGUAAAAGACAUCUGAAAUGUUCUCUCAGGUUUAGGUUGCAGCCUGUCUUAGGACUCUCCGUUUAGUGAAGCCAUGUUGUCCAGUGCACAAAUGCAAAUUCAGUGUGCUUCUUCCUAAAACAUACUGGAAGAUGUGUGAACUUUACUACUGUAAGCAAUGCCUCGGCCAGGAGGCGACAUCUUCUGAAUCUCAGGUAGAAAAUCAUGAAUUUGUCAUCAGAAACACCCUUUAACCCCUACACAAUGUCAACCAUUUUAAAAAAGAGUGUAUUUUCAUGAUACAUUGUUUUCCAUGUGCAUUUUAAAGAGGUUUACAUGCAUGGCAUUGACAGAUGAUUUCAUACAAGUCGCUGGGAUCGCACAGCACUGUGAAGAAUUAAUUUGAUUAAUUUGUUUCUAAAACAUGAGUUUAAUAAUCCAGUGUUUGCCAAGUCAUAGUAUUCCAUCUCAUUUUGGAAGGAUUUUGUGUAUGUAUAUGUAUUUUGAUUGAAUUAUAUUAAUUUACCCCGGAAAUGACUAUAUAUAUAUAUAUAUAUAUAUAUAUAUUUUUUUUUAUCUGUACAUCACUUUGUGAACAUUGACACAAAGUCUUAAAAUCACUUUAAAGAACGCUUUGUUCAGUUUAUAAAAAUAUCAAGAUUAAUACAAUUUGUCUACGUGCAAUAAUACAUUUUAUAAGCCUCAUUAAUCCAUCAGAACAACCGGGUUAAUAAUAUUCCAAUACCUGGAAUAUUUUAUCAUCAUUCUUUACAAACUGAAGAAUAACUUUUAGGUUUUUACAUUAUUGGUCAAACAAUAUAUUCUUAAAGGGAUAGUUCACCCAGAAAUAUAAAUUCUCUCAUCGUUCACUCACCCUCAUGCCAUCUCAGAUGUGUUUGACUUGCUUUCUUUUGCAGAAUGCAAAUUAGGAUUUUUAAGAAGAAUAUUUCAGCUCUGUAGGUCCAUAUGAUGAAUGGUGAACAGAACUUUGAAGCUCCAAAAGGCACAUAAAGGCAGCUUAAAAGUUAUUCAUACGACUCCAGCGGUGUCAUUAUUUAAGUCCUAUUUUUACUAUAAAUCUUCACUUUCACAGUCUUUUGUUUUUUUUGGCAAUGCGCAUUCCUCCUGCAUAUUGGCACCAAAAAGGACUUAAAUAUUGACUGAUGUCUCACCCACAUCGAUCAUAUGGUUUCAAAAGAUAUGGAUUUUACCACUGGAGUCUUAUGGAUUACUAUUAUGCUGCCUUUAUAUGCUUUUUGAAGCUUCAAAGUUGUAGACCAUGUUGGCAUGUUUUGUAUGGACCUACAGAGCUGAGAUAUUUUUCUAAAUAUCUUCAUUUGUGUUCUGAACAAGAAAGAAAGUCAUACAUGUCUGGGAUGACAUGAGGGUGAGUAAUUGAUGAGAAAUGUUUCAUUUUGGUGUGAACUAUACCUUUAAGCAUAUAGUAAACUUGAGAGAAUUACCCAGCAUUCAGCAGCCACCUUCAGUGUUUAGGCAAAUCUAUUGUCGGCCCUCUGUUUUGUUCUAAAAUAACUAAAUGUAUGUUCCUUAGGCAUGACUGACAACUGGACUGAAAUUUGGUAAGAAACAAAAGAACAAGUCAAAUAAUAAACUCCAGAGUGUUUUACAUGGUAAAUAGUCAUGAUACUGAAUCUCAUGACAAUGCCAGGGCUGUAAAAAAAAAAAAAAACUUUUUAGAUAUUUUCUGUAAAUAACAAAGUUGUAUAAAUUUGCAGUAAACUUAAUAUUCGAAAAAAAUGCAUGGAAAAUCAAAUGACAGAAAUUAUUUGUGUUUUAUUCAAUGGCUUGGCGAGGCCAAGUUCUUAUUUCUGAUCUUUGUCUCAUCUUUUUCACUAUUAUUUUUUUUUUUUAUAAUAAAAAUCUUA